AUGUUCGGUCUGCUCAGUUCCGGCGUACCGGAUACGCCCAUUGUGACGAGAGUCGGGGGGUCCGAAGGGGCUGGCUCGGGCAGUGGAGGUGGCGGCGGCGGAAGAGGUGGCGGCCGUCGCAGUGUCGGUGGCGGCUCGGGCAAUGUCAGCGGCGCCGGCUCCGGUGGUGGCGGUUCAGGCAGCGGCUCAAUGGAAGCCGGAAACAGACGGGGUGUCCACUACACCACAGCGGAGUCCAUUGCAGUGGCGAGGGCGUGGGAUGCCGCCACAUCCGACCCCAUAGUGGGCACCGAUCAGACCGAGGUGAGCUUCUGGAAGCGCGUCCUGUUGGCGUACAACGAUUUCAAACCUCGCGGAGCCAGAGAGCGUGACGCGGAACAGCUCCGCAAGAAGUGGUCUAGGAUUCUGCUGGCCACCAGGCGGUUCGUGGGCAUAUACCAAAACAACCUGCUCCACGCGGAGAGUGGCCGAAGCGAAGCUGACGUGAAGGCACUGUCGAUGGGCCAAUACAACACGGAGGGCUGA
Molecule: messenger RNA, 525 nt
Organism: Salvia splendens (bonfire salvia)
Lineage: Eukaryota; Viridiplantae; Streptophyta; Magnoliopsida; Lamiales; Lamiaceae
Product: GPI-anchored hemophore cfmA-like
Exons: 1
Coding region: 1-525 (174 amino acids)
Source: RefSeq, a predicted model, not a curated record